This is a messenger RNA of Octodon degus (degu), 2265 nucleotides long. It is a transcript of the gene Map7d2, whose product is annotated as MAP7 domain containing 2. The transcript has 17 exons. Gene Ontology annotation, biological process: microtubule cytoskeleton organization. Gene Ontology annotation, cellular component: microtubule cytoskeleton. NCBI's taxonomy places the organism in Eukaryota, Metazoa, Chordata, Mammalia, Rodentia, Octodontidae. The coding region runs from base 1 to 2265 and encodes 754 amino acids. The record is from RefSeq and is a predicted model, not a curated record.
AUGGAGCGCCGCGGCAGUUUCGGGUCCGGCGCUCGGGCUGAGGGGACUUCGAGGGGCAUUCUGCUUCCCGGGAAGACAACUGAGUCGGGCACUGCGCGGACAUUGCCACCCAACCACCGUCCUUCAGGUAUGGAUGGAUUUUUAAAAUCAGAUGAGAGACAGAGACUAGCCAAAGAGAGACGAGAAGAAAGAGAAAAAUAUCUGGCUGCUCGGGAAAAGCAGAUUCUGGAGAAACAAAGAAGAGCCAAAAUCCAGUACGAAAAGCAAAUUGAGGAACGAUGGCGAAAACUGGAAGAACAGCGGCAGCGGGAAGACCAGAAGAGGGCUGCUGUGGAAGAGAAAAGGAAGCAAAAACUCCGGGAGGAAGAGGAACGGUUAGAGGCCAUGAUGCGCAAGUCCCUGGAACGCACACAGCAGCUGGAGCUGAAAAAGAAGGGUUUCUGGGGAGCAUCACUGGCUGCAGGGCCUGGAGGACGUGAUGCAUCUGACAAACUUUCUACAUCAACCAUGAAUUUGCCAAAGCAGCCGGAGCCUCCCAUGAGUAAGCACCUGUCUUCAUCUACCGUGGCUAUGUCCUAUUCGCCAGACCGAGCUCAUCACGCACACCUUAGUCCCAUGGAAAGCUUUCUUGUUAUGCUACUGUUGAUACCCUCACAGGUUUCUCUAGACAGAAGCGGAAGUACAUUCAUAUUCUCUGAGCAGGCCAAUUACUCAGUAUUCCAUGCCUGUCUUUAUGUAGCUCCUGUUGGCUCCCUUAAAUCUUCUUUCAAGUCUUCUCCCACAAGAAACAUCGAGAAGAAGAAGACUACACUUACAUCUGGUGUGGGAGAUGCUGAGAAAGGAACACCAAUAGGAGCAGAGGCCUUACCGACAGAGAAAGUGAAGAAGGGGCAACGAAUAAUUACUAUUCCCACUGGGAGCCCUGGGAGCCUUGGGUCCCCACUGAAAAGAUGCGAGCUUCCUGGAGUCAUUCCUAAGAGGUCAUCUUCUCCUGUGAUAUCCAAAACAACUUCAAGAGGAUAUCCACAGUCUCCAAAGACUGUGAAGCCAUCAUACCAAGGAUCUCCUGUGAGGUACCGCUUUCCUCCUAUUCCCAGCCAAGAAACACUCAAGAAAAAAGCAGAAAAAGAGAAGAGCAAUAAAGAAAAGGAAAUUGCUUCAGGUCUUCAGGCUAAGCACAUGCUGGAGAAGCACGUGGCAGACAAGCACGCUACUGAGAAGCAUGUUACUGCAGGAGGGAAGAUUGAGAGCAGUACAGUCUCGGGGAAACCCACAGCUGGCACCACUGAUGCAGGAGAGGCUGCAAAGAUCCUAGCUGAAAAGAGACGACAGGCUCGGCUGCAGAAAGAACAGGAAGAACAAGAACGACUGGAGAAGGAAGAACAGGAGAGGCGGGAGAAAGAGGAAUUGAAAAGAAAGGCAGAGGAGGAAAGGCAGUGCUUAGAAGAAGCAUCCCGUAAGCAAGAAGAAGAAAAGAAGCUCCAAGAAGAGGAAGAAAAAAGAAAGGCAGAAGAGGAGGCCAAGCAGAAGGCUUCAGAGGAGCUUUUGUUGAAAGAGAAGCAAGAAAAAGCUAUGAUGGAAAAGCAGAAAGAAACAGCAGAAGCAAAGGCCCAGGAGGCAGCUAAACAAAUGCGUCUAGAAAGAGAACAAAUCAUGCUGCAGAUUGAGCAGGAGCGACUAGAGAGGAAGAAGAGAAUAGAUGAAAUCAUGAAGAGAACAAGGAAGAGUGAUGUAUCUCCAGAAGUGAAGAAAGAAGACCCUAAAGUGGAGAUUCAGCCUGUUGUGUGUGUAGAAAAUAAGAUAAAACCAGUUGCCCCCAGCAAAAUAGAACUCAAUGGAUUGAACACAUGCCAGGAAAUUAAUGGCAGAGGGCGCACUGCCCCGGAAGGUUUUCCCCGAGAUGUUUUCUCUAAUGGGCUUAAACCCAUUGGGGGACUUGUUCAUCUGGGUGCCCUUGAUGGAAAAUCAAAUAGUCUGGAUGAUUCAACUGAAGAAGUUCAAUCUAUGGAUGUGAGUCCUGUUUCCAAAGAAGAGUUGAUCUCCAUCCCAGAAUUUUCACCUGUGAGUGAAAUGAUUCCUGGAAUGUCUCUGGACCAAAAUGGAACUGGUCAUGCUCGAGCACUUCAAGAUCUCUUAGACUUCACUGGUCCCCCAGCAUUCCCCAAGAGAUCCAGUGAAAAUCUCAGCCUGGAUGACUGUAACAAAAACCUUAUCGAAGGCUUUAACAGUCCUGGCCAAGAAACUACUCUGAACACCUUCUGUUGA